This is a messenger RNA of Camellia sinensis, 529 nucleotides long. Lineage: Eukaryota; Viridiplantae; Streptophyta; Magnoliopsida; Ericales; Theaceae. The record is from RefSeq and is a predicted model, not a curated record.
GAGGGGAGAAGUACUUCUUGCAAUACCUGGAUAUGACCUUAAGCCCUACUGGCAAAUGCUACUUCCUUUUUCCUAUGCCAUUGUAUCUGGUGCUGUAGGAUCAUGCUCGGUGUUGUUUGCAAAAUCCCUCUCUAACCUGCUAAGAUUGUCCAUGUCUGGUGGCUAUCAGUUGCAUAGCUGGUUCACAUACUCCAUGCUUUUAUUAUUUCUUAGUACGGCUGGCUUUUGGAUGGCAAGGUUGAAUGAAGGAUUAUCACUCUUCGAUGCAAUACUUAUUGUUCCUAUGUUUCAGAUUGCUUGGACUUUCUUCUCCAUUUGUACAGGAUUUGUAUACUUUCAGGAAUAUCAGGUAUUUGGUGCUCUAAGGACAACAAUGUUCAUAUUAGGAAUGAUUUCUGUAUUCAUAGGCAUUUCUUUGCUUGCACCAGACGAGGCAAAAGGGAAAACUUUGGUUUCUCUAAUUGAGAGAUAUGCAGUUGUUCCUGAUGACAACGUCAAAAGGAUAAAUUUUGCCGAGGGGAAGAUCUGA